AUGGCGCCACCUAAGAAGUGGGAGGACGACUCGGAGUCAGAAGAAGAGACUUCAUCGGGCGAGGAGUCUGUCGACCUGAAGACCGUAAAUGUACCUAUUCGAAAGAAAUUCGACGAUGAAGAAGACUCUGACGACGUCGCCGACAAUUGGGAUGAGGCCGAGGACUCAGAAGAAGAACGAAAGAAAGCAUCUGCUGCCGCGGCUGCAAAGGCCAAGGCCGACGAGGAAGCAGCAAAGAACAAGAAAUCCAAGGCACAAAGAGUAGAGGAACACAGAGAAGCCAACAGACGAAAGAAAAUGGCAGAGAUGGACGACGAAGAAUCGGAAGAAGAAGACGAAGCCACACGACGAGAGAGGUUACGCGCAACCGAAAAGGAAGCCGACAUGAAACACGCUGAAGAUUUACUGGCUGCUGGCUUGGGACAGAGCAAGAAGGGCGCAAAGGCGAUAGUCGUCGAAAGCCAGGACAAACCAGGCGAGGCCAUCGAUCUUUCCAGUAUACCUCUUUUCAAGCCUGCGACCAAGACCCAGUUCGAAGCGCUCUCCGAAGUACUGGUUCCGUUGCUGCGUAACUCUUCCAACAAGCCACACUACUCGAUAUGGAUGCAGAAUUUCGUCAAACAGAUAUGUCAGGACAUGCCUAGUGCAGAGAUUAAGAAGGCAGCUAGCACGCUGACUGCACUCAGCAACGAGAAGAUGGCGAAGGAGAAAAUGGCAGACAAGACUGGAAAGAAGACCAAGGCUCAGCAGACGAAGACGAAACUUGCUGGUGUGAGCCGAGGAGGUGCGACGGAUACGACUGCUUAUGAGGAUGGGUUGGCGGAUGACGAUUUUAUGUGA
This is a messenger RNA of Lithohypha guttulata, 840 nucleotides long. RefSeq names its product Translation initiation factor 3 subunit J component (gene HCR1). The record is from RefSeq and is a predicted model, not a curated record. The transcript has 3 exons. NCBI's taxonomy places the organism in Eukaryota, Fungi, Ascomycota, Eurotiomycetes, Chaetothyriales, Trichomeriaceae. Gene Ontology annotation, molecular function: translation initiation factor activity. The coding region runs from base 1 to 840 and encodes 279 amino acids. Gene Ontology annotation, cellular component: cytoplasm; eukaryotic translation initiation factor 3 complex.